Molecule: messenger RNA, 3843 nt
Organism: Rotaria sp. Silwood1
Lineage: Eukaryota; Metazoa; Rotifera; Eurotatoria; Philodinida; Philodinidae
Source: the annotation of a GenBank genome assembly
AUGUCAUCGUGUAUGAGUCAAGCACACGAAAAAAUUCUCAAUGAAUAUUGGGAUAGAAAAUCGAAACAAGUAGUAAAAGAACAAAUAGAACGUGAUCAACGUAUAAAGUUGCAACAAGAUCGUGAAGAACUGGCUCGUAUUGAACGUGCUCAAAAACAACAGUUGUAUAAUGGUGAUUUACUUGAUGCUUAUCGACAAGAACAAAGCAUGGAAUUUGAAUUAGUUCUUGAAACAAAUCCAGAAACAAAUGAUAUUAUUAUUGAAGUAGCUUUAUUACUUGUUAUUCAUAUGAAACCUCAUCAAAUUGAGGGUGUUAAAUUUUUAUGGAAUCAAGUAUUUGAAUCAACAAGUCGAAUUGCAUCUAGUAUUGAUAAUCGAACUCAAAUUGAUCAAGGUGGUUCAGGUGCUAUUCUAGCUCAUUGUAUGGGUUUAGGAAAGACAUUUACUACUAUUGUACUUGUUCAUACACUUUUACGAUAUUCCACUUUGACACAUGUUCGUCGAAUACUUAUUUUAUGUCCAAUUAACACUAGUAUUAAUUGGAAACAUGAAUUUCAUGAUUGGUUAAAGGAUCUUGAGCCAACUAUAAAUGUGUAUUUAUUCAAUAAUGAUGAUAUUCGAACAGAAAAACGAGAAGAUUUCCUUCGUUUCUGGUAUGAAAAUGGUGGAGUUCUAUUAAUGGGUUAUGAAAUGUAUCGUCAAUUAACUUUUACAAGUGAUGAUAAGCCUGAUGAUCAAAUUAGAAAUAUUUUAAAACAGGAUAAGAAAAUACCAUCAUUGAUUGAACAAAUAAAUAUUGAUAAAUAUAGAAAAUAUCUACGUAAUCCAGGUCCUGAUCUAAUCAUUUGUGAUGAAGGACAUAUCAUUAAAAAUCCACGAAGUGCCAUUGCUUGUACAUUGGCUAAAGUACGAACACGUCGUCGUAUUGUUUUAACAGGUACACCAAUGCAAAAUAAUUUGAAAGAAUAUUUUUCUAUGGUUAAUUUUUGUAAACCAAAUUUUCUUGGUACAGAACGUGAGUUUUCUUAUCUAUUUCGUAAACCGAUCGAAGCUGGUCAACACCGAGAUAGUUUACCAUAUCAAGUUAAAACAAUGCGAAGUCGAGUGUCUGAUCUUAAUACACUUUUAAAGAAUAUCAUACAUCGACGAGGUUUUGAAGUUUUACGUACAUACUUACCACCAAAGUUUGAAUAUGCUGUUAAAAUAAAAUGUCGACCAACGCAACGAACACUUUAUGAAACAUAUAUAAAUUAUCAUCGAAUGAAUUCUUUCAAUGAUAAUCUUAAAGUGGCUAAAUUGUUUAGUGAUUAUCAAUAUUUGAUGAAGAUUUGGACACAUCCAUGGCUUCUUCAACCUUACUUCACUGGAUAUUAUAAUAAAAAAACAAAAAAUGGAAAACAAACUCCCGUUGAACACAUUUUCGAUGAUGAUGAUGAUGAUUCUGAUGAUGAAGAUGAUCGAAUAAAUGAAAUAUCAUCGACACAAAAUAUAUUAUCCUUACCACAUACAAACAUACUCAAUCAAAAUUAUCAAGAAAAUCUAUCCAAUGCGAUAAAACAACAAUGGUGGUUCAACAUGUUCGAUCCAAGCAAUUCGCAAUUCGAUUUUCAAUUAUCGGGAAAAAUUGUUAUAUUGAAAGCAAUUUUGGAUGAAUGUGAAUCAAUUGGUGACAAAUUACUUGUUUUUACUCGAAGUUUAAUUGCUCUUGAUUAUCUUGAACAAUGUCUUGCUUAUUGGAGUGAACAAUCUUCAUCGUCCAAAUGGCAAAAAGAUAUUGAUUACUUUCGAAUAGAUGGUCAAGUUGCUAUAAAACAUAGGGCAGCUAACAUAAAAUUAUUCAAUGAUGCUAAUAAUACGCGUAGUCGUCUAUUUUUAAUCUCAACAACUGCUGGUGGUUUAGGAAUAAAUCUUUUUUCUGCUAAUCGUGUUAUUAUCUUGGAUACUAGUUGGAAUCCAGCUCAUGAUCUUCAAGCUAUGUUUCGUUCAUAUCGUCUUGGUCAAGUAAAGCCCGUCUAUAUCUAUCGUCUAAUUGUCAAAGGUACAAUGGAAGAAAAAAUUUAUAAACGACAAAUAACCAAACAAGCCAUGUUCCACCGUGUAGUUGAUGCUAAACAACUUGCUCGUCAUUUCACUUAUGAUGAACUUGCUCAACUUUAUGAAUAUGAUUUUGAUAUGCAUCAUGAUCCAAUAGAUAAAUACGAUGCUAAUCUAGUCCAAGAUAAAGUUUUACAAUAUCUAAUUAAUAAACAUUCGGAUACAAUUGUUUCUUAUUGUGAACAUGAUUCAUUUUUAAUACAUCAUGAUGAAGAAAAUUUAAUGAUUGAAGAACAAUGUCAACCUACUGAGCAGCUUCGUAAUAUACCAGGACCUCCACAUCAAUUUUUCUUUGGCCAUUUGAAAACAUUAUGGGCAUCGAAAAGAUAUUCGAUACAAUUACAAGAAUGGACACGUAAAUAUGGAUCGAUAUAUGGAUUAUAUGAGGGUACUCGACCUUUAUAUGUUGUAUCUGAUGUUGAUUUUCUUCAUGAAGUUUUCAUCAAACAAUUUUCUUCGUUUCAUUCACGUCGUGUACUAUUUUUGGCACGUAUGGGUGCUGGAACACCUGAAACUCUAUUCGGAGCAUCAGGAACUACAUGGCGACGUCAAAGACAUAUUGUCAAUCGAACAUUUUCGCUCGGUAAAAUGAAACUUAUGUUACCCGUUGUCAACCAAUGUAUUGAAAUACUAAUGAAUAAAUUAUCGAUUCUUAAUGAAAACAAUGAAGAGUUUAACAUUAAUGAUAUGUACAAACGUAUGACAAUGGAUAUUAUUUGGCGUGCAGGAUUCGGCAUUGAAAGUGAUAUGCAAAAUAAUAUUGAUAAUAUUUACUUGAAAAAAUCAGCUAAAGUAGUAGAUAUUAAUUAUGAUAAAUUAUUUAUUGUUCAAUUGAGUAAUUUGAUGCCAUUUCUCAAACCAUUUCUUAUAAUUUUCUUUCUUUGUCAACUAAAAAUAAUUCGAAUACUUGGCAAGAUAAUUCCAUUUAUGAACUAUUUUAUGGAAGAAUUAGCUCCAUUUUGGAUUAUUAAUCGAGCUCAAGAAAUAGUUGACUACCGUAAAGUACAUGCAUCUGAAAAGAAACAUGUUGAUUUGUUACAACUUAUGAUUGACGCACAAAUACCCGAUGAGAAAGAUAAACUGGAAAAUAUGGAAGAAGAUACAGAACAAAAAAUUUUGCAUCCCGAUGAAAUCACUGGCAAUAUUCUUAUUUUCAUGAUCGCUGGUUAUGAAACAACAUCGACUACAUUGGCAUAUUGUACAUAUAUUCUAGCUAAGAAACCUGAUAUUCAAGAAAAACUCAUUGCUGAAAUCGAUACACAUCUAGGUCAAAAAGAUUAUGAAGACAAUUACGAUCUUGUUACAAAUAUGUCUUAUAUAGACAUAUUUAUACGUGAAGUACUUCGCGUGUUUCCUAUUAUAAUACAAGCAACAUCACGAGAAUGUAACAAAACGACAACUAUAUGUGGUCAUCAGAUUGAAGAAGGUAGUGUCAUACAAGCUGAUAUAUUGAGCAUUCAUUUUAGUCCAGAUCUUUGGGGUCCUGAAGAUCCAAAUGAAUUUAUUCCUGAAAGACACUUGACAAAGCGUCAUCCGAUAUCAUGGAUGGCUUUCGGAAAUGGUCCAAGAAACUGUGUCGGAAUGCGUUUUGCAAUUAUGGAACUCAAAAUAUGUUUGACACAUCUUCUAAGUCAAUAUAAUAUUUUACCUGGAGAUAAAUUAGACGAGCAUUUUCAUUUGACUGAAUUGAGUGUUAUUAAUCCUGAGGCUAUUUUCAUCAAAUUAAAAAAACGAACAACCUAUAUGUGA